Aspergillus oryzae RIB40 is the source of this 726-nucleotide messenger RNA. Its product is annotated as DUF1183 domain protein. Gene Ontology annotation, cellular component: endoplasmic reticulum membrane. Lineage: Eukaryota; Fungi; Ascomycota; Eurotiomycetes; Eurotiales; Aspergillaceae. Gene Ontology annotation, biological process: regulation of store-operated calcium entry. The transcript has a single exon. Bases 1 to 726 code for a protein of 241 amino acids. The record is from RefSeq and is a predicted model, not a curated record.
AUGCGAUGCAGCAAUGCUGGCUACGACUAUGAUGAAGAAGACGUCCAGUGGACCUGUACCGCAUCCCUCCCCCAAGAGUUCAAGCUUGGUUCUACAGAUGUUGUCUGCGAGGGAUACCGAAAUGCAGAUGACAAGUGGGUACUGAAAGGCAGCUGCGGUGUAGAGUAUCGACUAUUAUUGACAGAACUUGGAGAGCGGAAAUUUGGACGUGUACGCGAAGAAACUAGGCCUAGAAUGCCGUUGAACAACAAUGAGAACGGCAUGGCUUCACUAGGAGAUAUACUCUUUUUUGGGCUCAUGGGUGCGGUCUUCUUGGUGAUUCUGGUAGCCAUAUAUAAUGACUGUUCUGAUUCGCGAGGAAACCGAAGAGGCCGCACCCCUGGUCGUGGGUUUGGCGGCGGAGGUGGUGAUGGUGGUGGUGGUGGUCCCUAUCCUGGGCCUCCACCACCCUAUAGCAGCUGUCCGGAUAGUAGUUCUUUCACAUCGGCACCUACUGGGCAAGGCUGGAGACCCGGCUUCUGGACAGGUGCCCUUGGUGGUGCCGCGGCUGGCUAUCAGUAUGGGAGAAGAAAUCGUCACGAAUAUCCUUCUGCUGGCCGGCGAGCGACUUCCUUCGGCAGAUGGAAUGAUGCAAGUGAUCCUGGAGAAGGCAGCCCGCGGUCCCGUUCUCCUCAGUUCUCUACUCCGACUACAAGUACAGGGUUCGGUUCAACGAGGCGUCGGUGA